AUGAGAACGCUUUCACCUUUAUCAUCACCAUCAAGGGCGAUGAGCCUCACCUCAAAAGUAACAGGGGAAGAGAAAAUUCUUUUUCAGCAAACAUUUCAGUUGUUCGAUAAAGACGGGGACGGCUUCAUUGGAAGAGACGAGCUCUAUCAUACUUUGACCUCAUUAGGUCAUUCGGUUACUUUGAGCGAUAUGGAUAUAAUUAUGACAGAGAUUCAAACAGCAAAGAAAGGAGUCAUAUCAUUUGAAGAAUUUUGCUCUCUCAUGAAAACUCCAUCAAUGGAAACUGGAAUUGCCUUACCAACCCGAAGAAAAUCUAUUGCCAUCACAGACAAUCCUCCAAAGAGAAAUUCUUUAGCGGUGCAUGAUAAUUAUGGAACAACACCAAGAUCAAGAUCUCCUUCUCCGAUCUCACCUAGCAAAAGACGACACUCCACAGGUUAUGAAACAGCUGAAAAACAACAACUUCCUCAAAUCACAAAAAAACCUCCGACACAAACUGGUUUUUCACUCAGAAAAUUGUUUGGUGGUUCUAGAGCAAAAUCACCCUUACCUGGGUCCUCUGCUGCUCUUGAAAUGAACAAACAAGAAUCAUCGUCCAAGAGCACGUUACCUAAAUGUGCUUCAUCUACUCCAAGUACUUGGGUUGAUCAGGCAGCUUCCAUAGAAGACAUGAGGGAGGUGUUUGCCACUUUUGACAUCAACAAGGAUGGAUUUCUGUCUGUAAAUGAGUUUCGAUUGGUAUCUUCGAAAUUAGGCAUUGGAGUUGUAAUGGAUCAUGAAGAGAUAAGGCAACUGUUCAACCUUGUUGACAGUGACAAAGAUGGGUUAAUUUCUUUCGACGAAUUUUUAAAACUCUUCAACCUUUCAUAA
Molecule: messenger RNA, 870 nt
Organism: Naegleria fowleri
Lineage: Eukaryota; Heterolobosea; Eutetramitea; Acrasida; Naegleriidae
Exons: 2
Coding region: 1-870 (289 amino acids)
Molecular function (GO): calcium ion binding
Source: RefSeq, a predicted model, not a curated record